Phalaenopsis equestris is the source of this 2956-nucleotide messenger RNA. Its product is annotated as protein CHUP1, chloroplastic-like. NCBI's taxonomy places the organism in Eukaryota, Viridiplantae, Streptophyta, Magnoliopsida, Asparagales, Orchidaceae. Gene Ontology annotation, biological process: chloroplast organization. Gene Ontology annotation, cellular component: chloroplast outer membrane. The record is from RefSeq and is a predicted model, not a curated record. Bases 387 to 2795 code for a protein of 802 amino acids. The transcript is spliced from 9 exons.
CUACACGGCUAUCUCGUGUUUUAAAAAUUCAAAAUUUCAAACCAGAAGUCCCACUCCCAUUCCACUAAAACUUCCGAGGCGCUCAAAGCUGUACGAUGUCCUCGAGCCUGGAGUCGGAUUUCUUUUUGGCUUAAUCCAUAGAAACGUAGGUUUUCAGUGACGGUCGGGAUAGAGAGAGAGACCAAACAGAUCAACUCGUCUUCCUCAUUUGGUUUCAAGGGUUCUCAGAAGGCUUUCAGAGCUUGUUUUCUUCCGUUUCUGUGAAGCUCGCUCUAAUCUUGCAGAACUUAAACAAAUCAAUCCAAACACCAAAAAGCAAACUAGCCGCAGGAGCUAACUUUUGGCCGAAACUUAAAAAGUUAGCUUGAGCCUGCACUGCUUUCAUAAUGAGGGAAGAUAUUGCAUUUGAUAACCGGACAAAGCCAUGCAAGAUUUCUCAGCAAAAUCAGGCCUUGAGGGUCAACGGAAAACAUGGAAAUCCUCCCAAACCUAGAUCUAGUUCCUCUUGGGGAUCUCAGAUUGUAAAAGGCUUUGUGACAGACAAGAAGAAUAAAUUGCAAGCAGUAGUUCCCAUAUCGAAGCCACCUCUUAACUGCGCUGAAGAUCACAAUCAUAAUAACCAAUACUUAGUGUAUCAUUCGCGUGUUAAAAGAUCUCUUAUUGGUGAUUUUCCAUGUUCUGAAACUGCAACACAGGUUCAUCCUCAUGCAUUUGAUUGUCAAAGGGUAAGGUCUCCAUCUUCUAAUGAUCUCUUUACGGAGUUGGAUCACCUUAGAAGUUUGCUUCGAGCAUCCAAGGAUAGAGAAUUAGGAUUACAGUCUGAGUUACAGAAGUGUAAAGCUGAUUCUAGAAUUUCAGAGCUUCAAGGUGCUCUUGAGAUAAAAUAUGCUGAAAUUGAAAGCCUUAAUACUAGAAUCUGUGCUCUUGAAGCUGAGAAAGCAAACCUCUCUUCUCAGCUAGCUUCACUUUCUUCUAUGUUGGAAAGACAUGAGAAUUCAAGGUCAGAAAGAAGUCAGAAUAGGGCAACUGAUAUUAGUUCUGAGCUGAAACCAUCUUUUUACAGGAAUUUAGAAAUGGAAGUGCUUGAAUUACGUCGCAUAAAUAAGGAACUACAGUUUCAAAAGAGGAAUCUAGCCAUCAGAUUGGCUUCAACUGAGUCCCAACUAGCUUCCCUUGCAAAGAGCGAUAUUGUGGCAAAGGUUCAAGCAGAGGCAUCGGUGUUAAGAGUUACAAAUGAAGAUCUUUGUAAGCAAGUUGAGGGCUUACAAAUGAGGAGGUUAACUGAGGUUGAGGAGCUUGCUUAUCUGAGAUGGGUGAACUCUUGUUUACGCCAAGAACUUUGUAACUCGGAGAAACAGUCCAACCAGAAUCUAAAUCUUACCGAUGACUUCACAUUUAGGAAUAUUGAUCAUCUUGCUGAGAAAGAUGAUGUUUUUGAUGUUUGUGAUCCAAAAAAAAUGAUAUCAUCGAAGCUUUCAUCCUGGUGGCCUCAAUCUAAUGAUAAAUGUCAGAUGUUUGAUUGUCAAAACUUUUUUGACAAAGAUUGGAUUGAAGUGCAGGAAGGGAUAAACUCUCAACGGAGACAUUCUAUUAGUGGAUCAAACACUUGUCCCGAGGACUUUAAUGUUGUUAACAAAAGGAGACAAUCUGAUGGUUUUAUUUAUCAUAAAGAAAUAGAACAAACAGAUAUGGGAAAGGAAAGGGAGCAGAUAAUUGUUAAAAAACAUGAUUUUGAAGAUGUUCAGAGCUCCUAUUACCCCAGUUGUAGAACUGAGCCAAUCAAAGUCGCAGCUUUUGAUGUUGAAAAGCGCACUUUACGAAUUCCAAACCCUCCACCACGACCUUCUACUGCAGCUCCUAAUGUGGAAAAUAGAGUUGGAUCGGGUCCAAUUCCUCCACCCCCUCCACCUCCUCCACCCCCACCAAAGUUCUUGGCUAAAAGCUCGGGGAUUAUGCAAAGAGCACCACAGGUUGCUGAAUUAUACCAUUCUCUGAUGAAGAGAGAGUCGAGAAAAGAUAAUUGUGGCGGCGGGGUUGGUGAUAUUCCUGAUGUUGCAAACGUUCGUAGCAGCAUGAUUGGAGAAAUUGAGAACCGUUCUUCUUAUUUGCUGGCUAUAAAAGCUGAUGUGGAAACUCAGGGCGAAUUUGUAAACUCUUUGAUAAAAGAAGUAAACACUGCUGUUUACCGAGACAUUGAAGAUGUUGUUGCAUUUGUUAAAUGGCUUGAUGAUGAACUUUGCUUUCUUGUUGAUGAAAGAGCAGUGUUAAAACACUUCGAUUGGCCUGAGAAGAAAGCUGACACACUGAGAGAAGCUGCUUUUGGCUAUCUUGAUCUAAAUAAAUUGGAGUUUGAAGCCACAAACUAUGAAGAUGAUCUUCAUCUUUCUUGUGAGAUUGCAUUAAAGAAAAUGGUGGCACUUUCUGAAAAGAUUGAACGUAGUGUCUAUACUCUUCUGAGAACAAGAGAUGCUUUGAUGCGCAACUGUAAGGAAUUUCAAAUUCCCAUAGAUUGGAUGCUUGACUCUGGCCUUAUUAGCAAGAUUAAAUUUGCUUCAGUCAAGCUUGCCAGAAAAUAUAUGAAGAGGGUAGCAACCGAGCUGCAAGCCAUGGGAGUAUCUGAUAAAGGUCCUGCAUUAGAGUAUAUGCUGCUACAGGGUGUGAGAUUUGCUUUUAGAAUUCAUCAAUUUGCUGGAGGAUUUGAUGCCGAGACAAUGCACGCCUUCGAGGAGCUGAGAAAUCUUGACCACACUGGAAGCAAAAUCUAUAGAGACAAUAAGAAAGAAAAUCUGAAUUAAGAGCAGAGGAAAGUAUUUUAAUUUCCUCUUCUAAAUGCAUCUCGAAGUUCAUGAGUACUGUAUUAUUUUUGGCUUUUUUGCUCGAGGUUUUCUGUGUAUACAAAUAUAGCAAAAAUUACAAACAAGCAUUUUGUGUAAAAUUUAACUAAGUAUUAUGUGUG